Messenger RNA from Cladophialophora carrionii CBS 160.54, 1842 nucleotides. RefSeq lists its product as uncharacterized. NCBI's taxonomy places the organism in Eukaryota, Fungi, Ascomycota, Eurotiomycetes, Chaetothyriales, Herpotrichiellaceae. Gene Ontology annotation, molecular function: protein binding; ATP binding; protein kinase activity. Gene Ontology annotation, biological process: protein phosphorylation. The record is from RefSeq and is a predicted model, not a curated record. Bases 1 to 1842 code for a protein of 613 amino acids. The transcript is spliced from 7 exons.
AUGACGCUCCCUUUCUCUGGUGUUCGUCGCGUCGGCAGCACAUUAUCUGCUUCAACCGGAACAGGCCCUGCCGGAGUCCUCACCCACAAGGAUCAAAGCGGUAACGUACUGGGAAGUGGGUUUGCAGCCGGUUUCGAACACGGAUUCUGUCUCUGGUCAUACUAUCCUGUUGUAGGCAAGCAGAUCUAUUCACAUCGCGAGGUCAUUAUUGGUCGAGAUAAGAGCCGUUGCCAAUAUGUGCUCAACGAUCCCUACGUCUCGAAACGCCACCUCAGAAUCUACACCGUCGUCUAUGAGGAUGACGAGCCAAGCGAAGUUGAAAAUCUUGUCUAUGCGGAAGACUUGUCACUCAAUGGCACCUAUUGGAACGGCUCCUUUAUUGGGAAGGGAAAUGGGGGCUUUCUGCUUAGCGACGGAGAUACGUUGCGACUGAGCCGUCGAACAUACCUCAUCUUCACAGCUAUGCCCUCCUGUCGCACGCCUGAGACCUUCGAUUACAUACAAGAGACUGAGAUGGCGAAAUUCGGCAAAGACUACACUCUGAGCGACAGACUCCUCGGUUCUGGCGCGUUUGGCAAGGUAUUCAUGGCAAUUGAGCAAAGCACUCGACACCAAGUGGCAUGCAAAGUUGUCGAUCUACGAGUGCUUAUGCCAGGAGCCCAGAUAAAGUUUGGAAGGGCAGAUCAGCCUGUUGCUGCCGAAGAAAUUGACAACCGUACGCAGGUCCGCAAACUCAAGGCUUGGGCUCUACAGCAGAAAAGAAAAGACGCCCUCGAAAGGCAACUGAGCAAGUAUUAUCGUGAGGUUGAUAUCCUGGCAUCGAUUAGCCACCCCAACAUCAUUGGCAUUGAGAAGGUGUACAUCACAGACAAUACCAUGUACAUCAUGCAAGAGAUAGUUACGGCCGGCGAUUUAUUCUCAUACAUCGAGUCGAAGGAUGGCAAGCUACUCGAAGUUGAGGCAGCAGUCAUCAUCCGCCAGAUCUUGAUGGCACUGUCAUUUCUACACAGCAAGAACAUUGUUCACCGCGACAUUAAACCUGACAACGUUCUCAUGACCAGUCUGGCUGCAGGGUGCCGGGUCAUCCUGACAGAUUUUGGUGCAGCCAGGAGAAUCGAGAACAGAUUACAUCGCAUGUCAUCGAUCAUUGGCACCCACGAAUACGCUGCACCUGAGAUCCUCGGUUAUCUGAAGUCAAGCGUUGAACCGGAAAGGCCAGGUUAUACCCGAUCUGUGGAUAUGUGGGCCGUGGGAUGUGUUACAGUCGUCCUCCUGACGGGAGGACUGGCGUUUUGUGACCCCAGUACGAACAAAUACUCCGAAAGGCUUGCCGGGGACUGCAACCUGAACUUUCUACGCGACUCAAAAGAGUGGCAAUCAGUUCGCCAGCGUCCAAAGGAGUUCGUCGAGAGACUUCUGGUGCUGGAAGAAGAAGCAAGAUUGACAGCAGACGGAGCACUCCAGCACCCCUGGUUCUACAAUGAAGUCCACAAGAAUGACUUCGAGGAUCUGUACCAGCGGACAAUCAAACAUUGGUGUCCACGGAUUCCAAGGUCAAAUAUCGUCGAGUUCCAGGAUAGCGGCUCUAUCAGAAACUUAAAGUGCUCCAAGGCCUUUCUCAAACCACCAAGAAGAAGCAUGGGGCAUGCACCAAAACCUGUGGCCCUCGAGAAGCCCGAAUCGGGGGCUCUCAGCGGAAGUUUUGUCGUCGAUAGAGACGUCGUCACCAACAUCUGCAGCCCGUCUGCGUGUGAGAGCCGACUCGAUGUCGCCGAGUCACCAGCCAUCUUCCCUGUCCACAACCGCAACGCCAACCACAACAGGGCCUUGCCGUGGUGCUAG